GAAUCCUGCUACUGCUAGUGCUAGCUGCUCCGGAAUCCAAGCCUUUCGGCAUUACAUUUUUUGGAUAUUAUUUGUAGAGAAAUGUCUAUGGCCUUCAUUAGGAUCCCAUGCUGCCGUAAAUAUUACAUUCAGUGAAUCAGUGUUUGCCAGGAUGAAUUAUGCACGGACUUCCACAAUAUGUUGGCGGUACCACCGCAAGAUGAUGGCUGCGGUCGUCAUCGUAUCUGCACUUUAUUUCUUUGUGUCCAUUGCACUGACUAAAAAGGGCAUACCCAAUGAAGACGUACAGGGUUCGAAUCUUGAGACAUUCCAUCGGAAAAAAGGAGUGCACGAGAGGGAUGGAAAGCAUCAUCGUCAUCAGGGAAAGAACCCUUCGAGGAAGAUUCAUAGGAUACCCCACAAUGCUCUGCCGGCGGAGGGCAUCAAGGGCCUCGCCAAGGGAGCGCAGCAGGGUCAGGUGAAGCAGAAGGAGGAGGAAUUUUCGAGCAGUUCUACCUCGAGCUCAGCCGAUAGUCCAGGGCAGAAACAAAGCGAUCCAAAGGCAAACAAACCAAGUAAGAGGUUUCCUCAGGCCAUCAUCAUCGGUGUGAAGAAAGGUGGAACGAGGGCGCUCCUUAAUUUUAUUUCCUUGCAUCCUGACGUAGCAGCAGCUACAAGGGAGAUGCACUUCUUUGAUCGAUACUAUGAUAAAGGGCUUGAAUGGUACAGGUAAGAAUCAUAGAAUUCUUUGAGAUUGAGAUUGAAAUUGAGAGAGAGAGAGAGAGAGACAGAGACAGACAGACAGACAGACAGUGAGAGAGAUAGAGAGAAGAGGAUGGGGGCAUGGGAUGGUUAACAACUUUACAUGUACAUGUAGGUUUAAAGGGAAUCCAACCCAAAUAAAAACUUGUUUUUAUAAGAAAAAGAAAAAUCAGACAAGUUGAUAGGUGAAAGUUUGAACAAUAUUGGACAAACAACAAGAAAGUUAUGAAUUUUUAUAAGUUGUAAAUAUUGGUAAUCACUUUUACCACAUGGAGACUUCAAAUUGGCUGCAUAUGGGAUGUCAUAGUGAUGUAAGGCAAGGACUACUCUUCCAUGUACUCCAAUACAUAUUAUGGCUAAAAUGUCAUUUUUCCCAAAAGUUUUAUUUCAAAUUAUAUUUUGCUUUCAUGAGGACAUAAAACAAUAUACUACCUGGGUUAUAUUUAGAUUACUGCCCCAGGGGAAUGGGUACUUGAGAGAAAACCACAAACCCCUGAUAAUGAAGUACAUGACCUAUGGGAAACUUGUCCUUGCCCCUUGUCAUAAUUUACUUACCCAGUUGCCAAUUUGAAAUCUACAUACUAUUAGUGAUCUCAAUUUUAAAGCAGCUAUAACUUUCUUAUUGCUUGUCCGAUUUCUUUCAAACUUUCACCAUUCUGUUUAAUUUAUUUUUCUCCUUCCCAACACAAUAUUUUAUGGCCAAGGCUAGAUUCCCCUUUAAUAUUAGGCAGAGGUCAAAUUUGGCAGCUUACAUGAUUGUGAUCAGUAGUUCAUACUACCAUACUAUUCUUGCUAUGAUCUUUGGGCUAUUUGAUUGUAGUUUGUAUCAAAUGGGUGAAAAUACCACAUCCAAAAUAUUAUCAGAAACUUUUUUAGAAAUAGAUAGCAUCAGUAAAUUGAUGGUUUGUGGCUGAAUUCAUACUCAAGCACUUUUAUAGAAUUGUACAGUUCUACAGAAGAAAGAUGACCACAGAUGAUGAACUACUUUUGAUAUUAAAGAUCUCUUAAAAUUAGAUUAUGGUUUAUCAGAUCAUCCUAGAUAUUGUGUUUUCUUGCUCUACAGUAUAUAAGGCCUACUUUUUUUUUUACAGUCUACUAAUAACGCAGCUUCCUUUAUCUCUUUAAAAAGUAGAUUAUUGUUUAUCAGAUCAUCCUAGAAUGUUUUCUUGCUCUAUAUAGGCCUACUUUUUUUAAUCAGAUUUUUUUUACAGUCUACUAAAUAUGACGCAGCUUCCUUUAUCUCUUAAAAAGUAGAUUAUGGUUUAUCAGACCAUCCUAGUAUGUUUUCUCGCUCUACAUAUAGGCCUUCCUUCUUUUUAAAUUCAAGAUUUUUUUACAGUCUACUAAUAUGACGCAGCUUCCUUUAGUUCUUAAAAAGUAGAUUAUGGUUUAUCAGAUCAUCCAGUGUUUCCACAGAUUCAAAAUAAAUUUCCUGAAACUGAAUCCAAAAUUUAUCAAAAUUCAUAGACAUCUCCUGGAAUUUUCAAUUAUAAUU
Molecule: messenger RNA, 2236 nt
Organism: Lytechinus pictus (painted urchin)
Lineage: Eukaryota; Metazoa; Echinodermata; Echinoidea; Temnopleuroida; Toxopneustidae
Product: heparan sulfate glucosamine 3-O-sulfotransferase 3B1-like
Exons: 3
Coding region: 152-712 (186 amino acids)
Molecular function (GO): sulfotransferase activity
Source: RefSeq, a predicted model, not a curated record